Molecule: messenger RNA, 1233 nt
Organism: Trichoderma atroviride IMI 206040
Lineage: Eukaryota; Fungi; Ascomycota; Sordariomycetes; Hypocreales; Hypocreaceae
Source: RefSeq, a predicted model, not a curated record
AUGCCGGCGCUUUCAUGGACUGAGCUGCUUGGUGAUGUUGCUGUUUCUCAUCGCAGCAUUUUAUCAACUUCUCUCGAGUCCGCUGGAAACGCCACGAUUCCUGCCGACGAUGGUCUGAAAGUAGUCUGCGCAUGGCCCGUUUCUGGCCAAUAUGGCCCGGGAUCGAGAGUCUUAUACUACGUGCUCAUAGCAGCGUGCGUGUUUGCUCGAAAAGCUGAGUGGAUCAAAAAUGCUUGCUUGGCUGCAGCGCUGCUCUUUCCGGCUGUAGCCGCGGUUCAUGGCAUCGUCCUUGCAGCUCUGCAUCGAGACGAAGCCGUGGAUAUGGACGUAUACGGCGCCUUUCAGCUAUGCUCGAUUGCCAUUCUGGUCGCUCCAAUGACAGUCAGACUGUCUGAGACUUACUUCAAUACCCGUGGCCGCAACACAAUCUUUUUAUGGGCGGGGUUGAUUCUUGCUGGACUGCUUAGCCUAUCCAUCGAAUUCUACCGCAUCCAGGCAUAUCCUUGCCAUCAGGAUGGCCAGGGAAAUCCAGUCUCUAACAAUCCCUCGAAAUUCCCUUACGGCGAUGACACAACAUGCGGACUGCGUUGCUCCGUGGGAGAUGGGCCGUCUUCUCCCAUGAGGCAAGGGUCAGCAAACAACAUUUACGUGAUUCCCGUUCCUAGAAUACUCACAUUUGGCACUGCCACACUGCUAGCGGCGGGCUGCUGCGUCCAUACAAUCGUCUGGAUGGCGUCCAUGACAGAUAAAGUAUUCGAAAGCAAGUGGAAGUCUCGCCUUCGCCUUGGUCUCGGGGCCGACGAUACCCCAGUUGACGAAACAAUCUCAGGUACCAAUGGUGCAACAAAAAAGUCUAUGAGUGGUGUAAACAACAGAAUUCGCCUAUUCCUCUCCGUCGUGGCCGUUCCCGUGUUUGGGGGCGCCGGGCUUGCCAUCAUUAUAGUCGGAGAGAUUAAUUUUUUCAGCGGCCCGGUGUCUUAUCAGGUCGAGCCUCUAGCAAGCAUUGGUAAGUGCACAAAGUUGUCUUGCAUGGUAUUUGCCCUCCUUGUUCAUAUAGCUAACGCUUGUAUUGUACCUUUGCAAUGCAAUAGGCCAGUGGGCGCCCAUUGUUGGAACGGGAUUGGCUGCCAUAGGAUCUCUUUACCUUGUCCUCGCAGCCGAUGUAGAGGCCGCCAAAGAAGAGUCCGAUCCUCAUGCCGUUCAAGAGUGCAAAUGUUCCCAUCAGCACCUUGA